Molecule: messenger RNA, 1199 nt
Organism: Laccaria bicolor S238N-H82
Lineage: Eukaryota; Fungi; Basidiomycota; Agaricomycetes; Agaricales; Hydnangiaceae
Exons: 8
Coding region: 568-975 (135 amino acids)
Source: RefSeq, a predicted model, not a curated record
UAAGAGCAAGGUAAGAGGCUCGAAGACUCAGUGAGCGACAGGCAGCGACUCGUUUAUUUAACAGCUCGUUUUUUCCAGCUUGUCUUCUUUUUGCUGGCCGCAAGCACCCAUGAAUCAUGAAUCGGGUCGUCCUGAGUUGAUAUCGAAUCGCUUGGAAUGACCCAGAGGAAUGAGUACAGAAGGAAAUCGGAUUGACCCAUAAAUGAUUGUUCAACUUUCAAUGAACUCCAAAUAUCAACAUGCAUCGUUUCAGUACCAGCAACCCGAUGUGAUUCCGCGUAAUGAAUUCAUCAGCCUGCGAGAACGUCGACACGCACAGAAUGUUGUAUCCCUCGUGACAGAGGUAUUAACUCCAGACUAAAGUCACAAAGGAUUGGCCAACUUCCACACCUGAGUGUCAAGGAUCGACCGACAAUCGUGAAAACUCGUCUCGAUCUGGGCAGCCCGAUGUGAUAUGUCCACUGUCAUGAUUUGACAGAAUCAGCACAGACACGAUCGGAUGGCACAAUGUGACAAGACGAUAUGACUGCGUCGGAUAGGUUCGGCGACGUGUAGAGCAAUUAAUCAAUGCCCCUUGAAAGAGAAAACCCUUCAAUCGAUCUCAGUGAGAGUCAAGUCCUCCAUGACCCAUUCAUUGGCACAGAUGACCUCGCGCCAACGACUCGAUACAUUUUCGCCAUUCACGGAUUCGACCUCGACAGACAGUCACGGUUGUUCCCACCUGUCAAAUGUCGCAAUCGGCAAUUGCGGUUGUACGUCGACAUUGUGGGGAAUUCUGGGGUAAUGUCUAAAGGAGUGUUUGUCCCCUGGAAUAUUCGAAAGAAGGCCUGUUCGUUGGGAAAGAAGGGUACCAUCGUCUGGCGUGAUUCGAGGCGCGCCACGCAGGUGCCGCAGAUCAUGAUGGUGAUUAUCUGGUGUGAAAUUGACAAUCAAGUGAACGAUGAUUGGUUGGGUGCAUCGGAGGGCGUACGAUGACCGCAGCUCGAGAUUUUUUUCUCUGGGUGAAACGUUCGGAGUAAAGCAGCAUGAGAGGGUUCAGGUGAGGAAAGGCUCAAGAGCUGACGCAGCUGGCUAUAAAUCUGGCUUUGGUUGGGUGCUCACGAGGUCACAGAUGUUCACGCGCUCGUACAAUCAGAGGCGAUUAGGCACAAUUUGUAGGAUCAGGUAUGGUCGAGAACGAAUUUUAAAAUACAGAAUAU